AUGCGAAACGCUACCGUGCUAGUUGUUCGCCUACGGGGUGUUGCGACAGAGACUAUCAAGAAUAUCGUACUCGCUGGGAUUGGCAAACUCAUUGUUAUAGACGAUGCAAUAGUUCAGCCCGAGGAUCUCAACGCCGGUUUCUUCUUCCGUGACGAGGACAUAAACGCGAAGAAACGCGUCGAUGCCGCCAAACCGCAUAUACAGUCUCUCAACCCACUCGUGGCCGUCGAGGUCUCGCAUGAUCUCUCAAUUCUUACAAAUGAAGACACUCUGACAGAGCUACUUCGUGAAGUCGAUUUGGUGUGCUUGACGGAUACAGAUCAGGCAACGGCGAUACGCGUCAACGAAGUAUCCAGAAAGCUAGGUAAAAAUUCUACUGUGGCGGCUCUUUUGGGCUAUCUGGCUAUGUGUUUUGCGAUCUGGGCGAGCAUCAGCAUGUUGCGGCCUAAGGAAGGCGCCACCUCUCGGCUUGAACAGUUCAAGACGUCCUAUCCACCACUUUCUCGAGCCCUGCAGCAUUCAUGGAAGGAUACCACAAGUAACGCGACCAAGGUUCUUCGACCAACGACUGUCUUCUCCAUUCUUGCUUGUUGGGAAUACCAAACCCAACAUGGCAAGCCGCCAUCUUCCGAGAGCGCUGCAAACGAUCUCGAGUCUAUAGCAAACCGACUCCUCCGCAAGGGCCAGGUACGACAAAAGGUUUGCACGUCGGUACCACGGGAAAUGAUAGAGGCUGCGCUAGAAUGGUCCCCCAGCUGUGCCGUGGUGGGCGGGAUGCUUGGACAAGACAUUCUCAAAGCAUUAGCCGCACGCGAGCCGCCAAUGGCAAACUUUUUCUUCUUUGAUGGGCAAACGUGCAACGGAACCGUUGUCAGAAUGUCAAUGGAUGCAGCUCCACAACCAGCACCUCCGCCGUUGUCGUCGGCUGGGGUAGCCGAGACGACAGUCCUCGAAAUUGACUGA
Molecule: messenger RNA, 963 nt
Organism: Serendipita indica DSM 11827
Lineage: Eukaryota; Fungi; Basidiomycota; Agaricomycetes; Sebacinales; Serendipitaceae
Source: the annotation of a GenBank genome assembly